AUGGACUAUGAGAGAGUCGGAGCUGAACGGAAGUUGCAACUGCAAAAAUUAGAGAACCUCUGCCUAGACGCUUAUGAAAACUCCAGGCUGUAUAAAGAGAAGGUGAAGGUUGUGCAUGACAAGAGCAUUAAGAGAAGAGAAUUCCAACCAGGGGACUUAGUCUUACUUUACAACUCCAGAAUGCGACUCAUGCCAGGCAAGCAGAGAUCCAGAUGGGAUGGUCCCUAUCGAGUAGAGAGGGUAGAAUCAUACGGAGUCUUUCACUUGAGCCAUCCUUCAAGAUCUGAACUUAUCAAAGGCGAAAAGAUGGCGAAAAACCAGGAACUAUAG
This is a messenger RNA of Arachis duranensis, 330 nucleotides long. RefSeq lists its product as uncharacterized. Lineage: Eukaryota; Viridiplantae; Streptophyta; Magnoliopsida; Fabales; Fabaceae. The transcript has a single exon. The record is from RefSeq and is a predicted model, not a curated record. Bases 1 to 330 code for a protein of 109 amino acids.